CAUUAUUAUGUUUAUCCCAAAAGUAAUAAUUGCGUCUAAUAUGAAUUCCCCCGUGAUGCAUCCACCGGUGAGUAAUUUCCAACGGCUAAAAGCACAAAAGAUACUCAAUGAAAGCAUUAACUGAGCUCCCAAAUCCUCCACCGACACUGUAUCACAUGAAACCGUACAAAACCUUUACAUUUUACAAGCAACCCCUCUCUCUCUCUCUCUCUCUCUCUCUCUCUACUCCCCUUCCCAAAUAUACCCACAACGAAUCUCUCCCCAACUACUUUUCCCACACCAAUAUAGAGUAAGAAACUCUCUCUCUACUCCCUGCUUCUCUCUCAUCCAAUGGAUGCUCUAUGGAAUUUGGAAGACAAAUGGAAGAUAACAACCCAAAAGGCAGUCUUUGCAUUCACUUGCACUGCAUUUUUGGUGUGCGGAAUCUGCAUUGCCGCAGCUAUAAGGAGGAGAGCUCGGCGGAGGCAGCUAGUGAGUCAAGAGCCGAGCGAAGAAGAUCAAGCAGAGGCCACGAAACGGCUCGAGCCACAGCUGCUGCGGCCAGGCAGCUGUGGCUCGAUAAAGAGGGUAUUGACGGGGUCAGUGAGGUGGAGCAAUGCGAGGAAGUGGGGGGAGAGGGGAUCUAGCAGGAGUCAGAGAGAGAGGGCGUCACCUCUGCUUGUGGGGAGGGGGAGGGAACGGGAGGUGGGGUGGCAGAGUCAUAACUCGAUAGCACCGGUGUGGCAGAGGCCGAUACUGAUGGGGGAGAAGUGUGAGUUGCCACGGUUUAGUGGGCUUAUUUUGUAUGAUGAGAGGGGAAGACCGGUUCACAGCUCCGGUAUAGGAACCACUGAUCAUCACCAGGAAAUUACGACAACGGUAAAGAGAACUACACUCAGGGAUUUGCUAUAGGUUCCUUCGUUUUUCGCCUGUUAUCCUCUUUGCGCAUCAAGGGACUAGUAUCACAGUAUCAGUACAGGUUUUCACUUGGAGAGUUGGGUCCAUAUUUUGUCUGCAGGAGAAGGUUUGGAGCUUUGCUAUAGCUUCUUUAUGUAACUGCUGUUGUUUCAUCUUACUUCUGCUGGUUAGUGACAUGCUUUCAAGAAUCAAGAUAUCUCAAGUAAGCAUUUUCAUCGACAUUUUCCUAACACUAUAGCCAGUGGCGGAACAAAGACUUUAUCGGGUGGGAGCCAAGGCCGAGUCUUGUCCACUUCCUUACACUACCUCUUUUUAAUGGAUGUUCAUUGUAGCGUACCUUAAAAAGAUAACAAUCAAUCAAGUGACGAGUUUUUUGGCGA
This is a messenger RNA of Rhododendron vialii, 1277 nucleotides long. RefSeq lists its product as uncharacterized. Lineage: Eukaryota; Viridiplantae; Streptophyta; Magnoliopsida; Ericales; Ericaceae. Bases 331 to 891 code for a protein of 186 amino acids. The transcript has 2 exons. The record is from RefSeq and is a predicted model, not a curated record.